AUGCCAAACCAAACCAAGGACAACAUUGCCACAAUUGAUGAGACCGGUCAUCCGUACAUCUACGAGCAGAAUGUGACGGUUAAACUGACCAGCAAUACCGGUCUCGUUCGGUUGAACGUCUACCGUCCCAAAGCAAUCGAAAAGGUCCCUGUCAUCGUCACAUAUGGCCCGUAUGGAAAGGAUACAGCGUAUAGCGAAUUUCUUCACCAUUCCUGGAAGGACGUAAACCCUAAGCAUCAGUCUGAGCACUCCGCCUUUGAGGUCCCUGACCCGAAAUUCUGGACCGCUGAAGGCUAUGCGGUCGUAAGAGCCGACGAGGUAGGCGUGGGUCAGUCGCCCGGUAUACUAGAUACAAUGUCAAAGUCAACCACAGACGGAUUCUUUGAAGUCAUCGAAUGGGCUGCUGAUCAGCCUUGGUCAAACGGAAAGGUAGGCCUUUUGGGAAUCAGUUAUUUCGCUGGCAGUCAAUGGAGAGUAGCCGCACGGCGCCCAAAAGGUCUGGCUUGUAUUAUUCCUUACGAAGGUAUGGCCGACUACUACCGUGACCGCUGUCGUCAUGGCGGUAUCUUAACACUUCCAUUUCUGGAGUUCUGGAUGAAUCGACAGGUCAAGUCGAAUCAGUACGGCUUACCCGGCCGGUCGAAAAAUCAGCGCGGUCCGGACACCAUCGAGGGCGAUCUCAGUCAGGAGGAGCUCCUUGCGAAUCGGCGUGACCAGGAUGUCGAAAACCUUGAUAGUUUCUUCCGAGAUGACGAAUACUACGCUUCGCGAGACUAUAAUCUGGAAGAUAUCGAAGUGCCUCUUCUAUCUGUGGGCAACUUGGGUAACAUAGUAGUCCACCUUCGUGGCAAUAUCGCUGGCUAUGUCCAUGCAGGGUCACGCUACAAGUUUCUGCGUCUAGGGACUGGUCGUCACGAUUUGCCUUUCUACGCAGACACGGAAGUUGAAUUGCAGAAAAGUUUCCUGUCUGCGUUUUGCAAGGGAGAUGAUUAUGCUGGCUGGACCGAAGGGAAGCAGCCCAAAGUCUCUAUUGCCAUACGCAAGGGUUCCGUUAAAUACGAUAGCCUCGAAGCUGCGGCAGGCAAGGUUUAUUCUUAUCGACCAGAGUCAGAGUGGCCUCUCGCCAGGACACUCUAUACGAAAUACUUCUUGAGCCCUGAUCUUUCUCUCGGCUUUGGGCAACGCACAUCAGACCUACACGAAAGACUAUCAUAUCCACCAUUGACCACAGUUGAUAAUCCCUUCUUCCACCGAUUCACGACUGCGGCUUUCCAACAGGAGACCGAGAUCACUGGCCAUAUUGUCACACAUGUCAAUGUCUCUGUAACACCGAAGCUGGGAGGCCCCGUGCCUAAGGACAUUGACAUUUUCCUCACGCUUCGUCACUGGGAUUGUCAGAACAACGAGAAGUUCUACACGGGCACUAUCGGAGAUCCAGUUCCAGUCAGCAAAGGAUGGCAACGCGUUAGUCUGCGCAAGGUUAACGCGGAUCACCCCCACCACCGCGAUCACUGGCCCCAUCGUGACUAUUUCUCAACAGAUGUUCUACCGGUCAUCCCUGGUGAAGUCUACGCAAUUGACAUCGAGAUCUGGCCGACAAGUUUCGUGGUUCUGCCAGGAGAGAAGAUUUCUCUGGAAAUUAGUGGUGGUGAUACGCAGGGAGUGGGUAUCUUCAGGCAUGAAGCGCCGGAAAGGUAA
Molecule: messenger RNA, 1698 nt
Organism: Exophiala bonariae
Lineage: Eukaryota; Fungi; Ascomycota; Eurotiomycetes; Chaetothyriales; Herpotrichiellaceae
Exons: 2
Coding region: 1-1698 (565 amino acids)
Molecular function (GO): dipeptidyl-peptidase activity
Source: RefSeq, a predicted model, not a curated record